GCAGCCACAACGGCGAUCGGAGCCGAAGUGAACCGGAGCGGCUUUCAACAGGCGUGCGAAUCUGGUUCGUUUCGUAACGCGCAUCGACCCCGCACGCGCGCUCGUGAGUCGUCGCAGAGAUCGUAUACGCACUUCGAGACUCUUGUACUGCCCAACGGCAACAUCUCCUCUGACUCAUAUCCCGGAACUUUAGCAACUCUAUAAUACCAAGCAACAUAUGAAUCGCGUCGAUUGAAGUGAGAGCGGGGAUGUCUGAUUAUGCUGUCUUCGCCCAGCCUGAAUUCGAGCCCAAUGAAUAUGCGAAUGCAAUACUUGCAGGAGAGCCCUACCCACCUCAGACUGGCAAAUCGAAAUCUGCCAAAGCCGCGACGUUUGAGCCUGCGAACGAAGACAUCUCAGUCGCGAUCCAGAAGCUGAACUUCAGCAUUGAUGAUGUUGACAAGCAACUCAAGAAUGUCACCACCCACCAUGAAGAUCUGCUGGUGCAGGCAGCUGGCGUUACGGAGCUAGAGGGGUCUCUCACAUCUGUCAGAAAUGGGCUGGACGAGCUGGACACGUCGUUCGAGAAACUGCGCACCAAGGUCCGCGUGCCGUACCAAUCGCUGCAAGUCAAUGUCACAAAGCUGGAGCGUAUACAACAAGCCAACGACAUCCUCCGCCGCAUGUCGCGCUUCGUCAUCCUCACGCGCCGCCUGGAACUCCAGCUCGCUGAGAUGAACAAGGGCGAAGGCCUCGAAGCUGAAACACCCAAAGUCAAGCAGGAAGUAAACGGCUCUCCUCGCCCUGCUGAAGGCAGCUCGUCCGAUCCUGCACAUGCGCUAGCGGAGUUGGAAGACGAAAAGGAGCGAGUCAUCUCGAAGGCCGCCUUGACGGUGGCUGAGUUGAAUUCGCUUCUGGACAAUGCCCCGCCGGAAAACAGCGAGGGGCAAACUGCCUCGGAAGAGCACAAGGUGCCUCUGAGCUCCAUCAAGACCGUCGCUGCACACUUGCCAUACAUCGAGUCUGCUCGGACACGGAUUACCGCUGACAUGGAGAAUAUGAUCAUGACCGGUCUAGCAGAACUGAACCACUCUCUCAUCGCAUCGUCCCUACAAACAGCGCACAACCUCCGCGUCCUUCCCCUACUCGUACAACAACUAGUGUCCGACCUAUCGGAGACGGUAGAAGGGCGAAUCAAGUUUGCCUUUGACAUGUCCCGUAUCUCUAAGGAGGUUCUAGCCAAGGAACCACAGUCUGCGUCGCACGGGUUAAUGUACAAGUCGCGAGUGCGGACUGAGCCCACCAACGUCACCGCUCCUCAAUAUUCUGCCGCGUUAUGGACUAGCUUGGAGGGUCUUGUGGAAGAGAUGGCGUCGUGUUGCGUUAAGGUAUAUGCGCUAGAGAAUGUCCUCAAACUCAAAAAGGACCCGAUGACCCAAGUUAUCUUCCUCGAUGAAGCCAUGAAGACCCUCGAAAGCAAACCGAGUACGUUCUUCUGGAACGCCAUCGGAAGAUCCCUCGAGAAGCAGGCGAAGGAUGCCGCAAAAGGGUCCUCCUUCCUCCAACAAACCUUGAGCUCCGGGUAUCCAAGGCUUCUUCGCCUGUUCCACUCCUUCUUCGCCAAGAUCGCCGUGCAGACGGACACGAUAUACACCCAGACGCACCAAAGUCCGGAGACGGUCAUCGUGCUCCGCGCCCUCUCCAACUUCGAGUCACUCUACCUCUCGCGGUCGUCCAACCGCCUGAACGAGGCGGUCGGCCAGGCCUUCGCGGGCGGGCCACGAUCGCCCCCUGGCUUGUCGGAGGGCAUUAACAUCGCGCGUGUGGCCGCGAACGAGCUCGACUCGGCCAAGUUCGACCCGUUGCUCGUGCGUUCCGUCGCGCAACACGUCGCGUCCGCGCUCGAGAUGCUCACGUCGCGCGGAGAUGGCAUGGUCAUCAGGGAGCGGUCGGCAACGACGUUGAUAGGGCCCUCCGCGACGCCCUCGCAGGUCCUGAACGGGCAGCUCGCGACAUGUUUGCAUGCGUGCUGGUCGCGGUUGGAGAAGCUGCAGGUGGAGUAUCCUGAAGGUGUUCUCACGUACAUCCGGAAUAGCAUUGCGAGCCUCAACCGUGCGGUAGAGCGGAUAGUCGAUCCCCUGCUCGGAGCUGUUCGUCGAGAACUAGGAGCAAUCAUAGCGAGACUGCACAGGAUGGACUUCAGCGAUGCUGUCGAUCCCAUGUCUGCGAUGGGCGGAGGACCGAGCCCAUACAUGAAGGAUCUCGUGGAAAAGAUGUCCUUCAUCCGAACAGAGGUGCUCGUCCAGUACAACGUGCCGGAGCGGAUCCGCGAAUGGAUCAUCGGGAUUGUGAAGUACGUGAUCAAGACGUUCGUGCUGCACGCGUCGAUCGCGAAACCGCUCGGCGAGAGCGGCAAGCUGCAGCUCACGAGCGAUAUGACCGAGCUCGAGUUCGGGCUUAGUGCAUUCAUGUCGGACAAGACGCAACAGGGGAAGCGCGGUACUGACUGGGAGAGCGUGGGCGAUGACUAUCGCGCUCUGCGAGCGAUGCGUCAACUGCUCUUCCUCGACAACGCCCAGCUGGCGUCACCUGGCCACACGAUGGGGCUGCCGCCCUUGCUCGUACUGCAUCAUAUCCUUGUCAGGUCACCGAUUGCGCUGCCCCACACGCUUCACGGGUGGGCAGAGGCGGAGUACGUCCGGUGGGUGAACGAACACUCGGAGGAAGAGGCAUGGACCCUCGUCGAGGGCGACCUCACGCAUUGGGAGAAAAUUGCGGAAGCGGAGGGCAAAGACUCGCCCGAGGCGAACGAGUACGUGCAGCUAGCGAGGACGGUGUUGGCUAAUGCGAUGAAGAAGCCUUGAUGCGCUCUGAUGUUCGUGCUGCUUGUUGUUAUGUAGGUAGACAGCGAUUAUGUUGCUUGUCCUCGGUGCAUCUGCUAGCUAGAGCUUGAAGCAGCCCGCUCCAUCUACAUUACGCUU
This is a messenger RNA of Rhodofomes roseus, 2960 nucleotides long. Its product is annotated as Golgi transport complex subunit 5-domain-containing protein. The record is from RefSeq and is a predicted model, not a curated record. Bases 249 to 2843 code for a protein of 864 amino acids. Gene Ontology annotation, cellular component: COG complex. The transcript is spliced from 16 exons. NCBI's taxonomy places the organism in Eukaryota, Fungi, Basidiomycota, Agaricomycetes, Polyporales, Fomitopsidaceae. Gene Ontology annotation, biological process: intra-Golgi vesicle-mediated transport.